This is a messenger RNA of Siniperca chuatsi (mandarin fish), 3344 nucleotides long. RefSeq names its product protein phosphatase, Mg2+/Mn2+ dependent, 1Nb (putative) (gene ppm1nb). The transcript is spliced from 6 exons. Gene Ontology annotation, cellular component: nucleus; cytosol. Gene Ontology annotation, biological process: positive regulation of canonical NF-kappaB signal transduction; negative regulation of canonical NF-kappaB signal transduction; protein dephosphorylation. Lineage: Eukaryota; Metazoa; Chordata; Actinopteri; Centrarchiformes; Sinipercidae. The record is from RefSeq and is a predicted model, not a curated record. Gene Ontology annotation, molecular function: protein serine/threonine phosphatase activity; manganese ion binding; magnesium ion binding. The coding region runs from base 333 to 1634 and encodes 433 amino acids.
GUGGAAAUAACAAGGCAGGGGGAGAGCUGGUGAAAGAGGGAAGAGCGAUGAAAAAGCGAGGGAGAAGGUGAAAUCACAGCAGCACAGAGGAGAGCCCAAACAAGGAGGAGAGGAAGGAUGAGUGGAGGAGAAAGCGUUGAUCAGUGAGGUCUCCAGAGAGGGAGAGGAGAGAAAGGAGAUGAGCAGGGAGAGGGGGGUGAGCAGCCAGCACCCAUCCAUCAGCUAUGCUAUUUUGCUCUGAGCCCUAGAGCAUCAGGCCUAGCUCAGCCCUCCGUCCCAGCCACAAACACCGGGGCAGGGAUAAAAGCAGAUUCUCCUCACAUCAGCUGUGCAUGCGAGCCAUGAGGACAGCCAGGAAAGGCAGCGUGGAGAUGCCUGCGUUUAUGCGGCAGCUGGUGAAAGAGACGGAGAAGAGGGUCAGUUCUUUCUUCAAGGGGGGCCGUGGAGGAGCAGCAGAGGGAGAGCAGCCAGGGGAGAGGGAGAAGGAGGAGGUGAUGCCCAGCCCCUACCUGGACCGUCCAGUUCUGGACAAGCUAUCAGAGGAGGGCUGCGCCCGCUGGGGCCUCACCUACGCCCUGGGAAGCAUGCAGGGCUGGAGGGCCAACAUGGAAGACUUUCAUAACUGUGUGCCACAGCUGGGUGGAGAGCUGGCCGACUGGAGCUUCUUCGCUGUGUUCGAUGGUCAUGCAGGCAGCACGGUGGCACAGUACUGCUCCCAGCACCUUCUGGGUCACAUCCUGACCAUUGGUGGAAUGGGACCAGAGGACGAUCCUGAAAAGGUGAGAGGAGCCAUCAUCGAGGGAUUCCUGCAAACAGACAAGCACCUGCACUCUGUGGCACGUCGAGAAGGCUGGGAGAGGGGUGGUACCACUGUGGUGGCCACUCUCAUCUCACCGUAUUACAUCUACUUCGCCAACUGUGGUGACUCAAGGGCCAUGCUGUGCAGGUCUGGCCAGGUUUGCUUCUCCACUGAGGACCACAAACCUUACAGCCCUCUGGAGAAAGCGCGUAUUGAGAGCGCAGGCGGCUCUGUGACCAUCCAACGGAUCAACGGCUCCCUGGCAGUGUCCCGUGCUCUGGGGGACUUCAGCUACAAGGGGGCAGAGAACCUGACACCCAUCCAGCAGAUGGUGUCACCGGAGCCAGAGGUGUGUGUGGUGGAGCGCUCACCAGCAGAUGAGUUCCUGGUGCUCGCCUGCGAUGGGGUAUGGGACACCAUUAGCAACGAGGAGCUGUGCGCCUUCAUCCACAACCGGCUGCGUGUCUGCACUGACCUGAGGGACGUCUGCACUCAAGUCAUUGACCUCUGUCUCUAUAAGGGCAGCUUGGACAACAUCAGCAUCAUCCUGCUGUGCUUCCCUGGAGCCCCCCAGCUGUCAGCAGAGGCAUUACAUCAGGAGGCCGAGCUGGAAGACCUGCUGGAGUCCAAAGUAGCAGAGAUUUAUGAUGAGCUGUGUGUAAAUGGGGAGGAACCUGACCUGCUGUCUGUCCUCACAGUCCUCGCAUCCACUGUCAUCCCUGGAUUACCACCAGGUGGAGGCAUACAGAGCAAAAGGAACUGCAUUAUUUCUGCUUACUAUCAACAAAGAGAGACACACAAUCCCACACUGCCAAAUGGCCUGGAAGGCUUCUGAGAAGCCCAGCUGAAUUCUGUCUCCAAGAAUCCAUGGAGGGACUGUAAUUAAUGUCAGUAUUAAAACGUUUUUUUUCAUGUGUGCAAUUUGACUAAAAGGGAGAUGAUUAACAGACAGGGGCGUUUGUUUACGUCAUGCCAGCAAGCAGAAUCUUGUCAUAACAAAUACAAUGCAAAAAUAGAUCUAAUAAAGCCUGAUACAGUUUAUAUUUAUACAAGAAGGACAUUUUGUAAAACAUACUCAGAGACACUGAUCCAGCAACAAACCUCUGCCUCAUAUUCAGUGAACAGAAGAUACAGAUGAUAAUUUCAAAUGACAAUGAAUAACAGCCAACUGUGAAAUUGUACAUUUUCAUUCGAUAAAAUAAGGAAUGUGAGUAUAUGUAAGGUUAUAUUUUAAAGAUAAAUAUAUUUUAAGUAUAAUAAAAGAUAUAAUAUAAGAUAUAAUAAAAGAAUAAUUUAAGGAAAAAUGUGUUGACUGAAACAUUGUCAGUGCUAGCUAACAUAUAUCCAUUUGUUUCAACAGGCAGUGCUAACAGUGCUAACUUUUUCCCUCAUGGUCAAAAGUGACAGGCAAAUAAACACUGAUUAAAUUUUUAAUUUUACUAAUUCAAUCUCAAUACAUACACAUACACCCCCAUAAUCAAAACUGGCCAGUACAACCCCCCCAAAUAUCAUAUCAUAAUGAUGAACUGAAUGAAAAACUUAAAUAUUCUCAUAAAAUAUAAAAUAUGAGAAAGUGGUUGAUUUUCUCGAUUCAAUGUAAUUCAAUAAUUAUAAGAGAAUAAUAGGGAUUGAGUACACUUAAAUUGUGACAUAACUAUCAAAUGGCUUAAGAUAUGUUGUGGAAGUGAUAAAUGUCUGGAACAUACUACUGGAACAACAAAGGAAACGUUACACAUUUGGUGCUUUUAUACAAAGUAAAUAAUUUUCUGCUAUUCAACUGCACAAGUUGAGAUAUGUAGAGCAUGUUGUUCUGGUAUGUCUCUUCCCCUUAAAAUGAAUGCGAAACAGACAUUGACAAGUCUAUUUGCAAAAAACCCUUCAUGGGUAGAGAUCUCAACCCCCCCCAAUGUUCAACCCAAAGUCACGCCCUUGCAUACACGCGCUUAAUCAAGAAAAAAUACAUUUCACACAUAAUCUAAACUCUUCUUGAACUCUUCUGUUUAAUUUUACAAUUUUGUGUUUGUUUUAAACAUGUAGAAUAAGAUCCACUUGGCAGAAGUGAUGUUUGGAAAAUGUGUUAUUCGUUCGAAUAAUUUGAUAGAACAUUAUCAAAAGAGCUAUACAGCAUGUUGCGGUUUGAUUGUGCCAAAAAAAAUUAACUAAAAGUAUCCAAAAAUUGGCCAAAUACCCUAAAGUCUAUAUUUACUGACCAAUCAACAUAUAUUUUACAUAAAUUCUACAUGUACACAUUUUUGCAAUUCUUUCUCUAUAUACCAUCAACCAUGUUUCUAAACACACUCUUCAAUACAAUGUAUGUGAAAUGUGUUUUUUCCAUAAGUUGGAUGAUAUGUACUGUGCUGCCUUAUUUAACUUUUAUAUAGGUGAUAAAACAAACAAUCAGAACGAAUCAGUUUCAGGAUGGGUCAUUUUAUCUGCAUCAUACUGCAUUGUUAUAUUAUUUCAGUGGGUAUUUUUCUGCGUAUAGAUGUUACAUGUUAAGAGUCAUGAUUGUUUUAAACCUAAAUAAAGAAUAUUUGACUGAAAA